Thalassophryne amazonica is the source of this 1311-nucleotide messenger RNA. It is a transcript of the gene igldcp, whose product is annotated as galectin 17. The coding region runs from base 1 to 1032 and encodes 343 amino acids. Gene Ontology annotation, molecular function: MHC class II protein binding; protein tyrosine kinase binding. The transcript is spliced from 6 exons. The record is from RefSeq and is a predicted model, not a curated record. Gene Ontology annotation, biological process: interleukin-15-mediated signaling pathway; T cell activation; positive regulation of ERK1 and ERK2 cascade. Lineage: Eukaryota; Metazoa; Chordata; Actinopteri; Batrachoidiformes; Batrachoididae. Gene Ontology annotation, cellular component: external side of plasma membrane; membrane raft.
AUGAAACUGUGCACCAAGAAAAGCUCCUGCUGCCUCCUGAGUGCUACCAGAUAUUUCAACUCUCUGGAGCAGGAGGAGGACGAGGAGAUAGUUUUUAUCUGCAGACAUGAAAACAACAAAAAUACACAGCCUGCCAAAUGUUUAUCACUGCUCUCUCAUUCAUCCUUCAGGUUUUGUACACAACGUUUCUGUUUUCUGAUCACUUGUUUAGUUGAGUCCUCCUCCCUGCCCUCCAUGAGCAAUCCUGUGGCAGUCACCUCCAGGGUGGGUCAGCAGGUAGCCCUUCCAUGCAGCUGGAAGCCACGUCUGGGCACGGUGGCCCCGCCCAUCUGUCACGUACAGUGGUCCACCCACACAGAAAUAAUAUACGAGCAGAAGGGCUCUCAGAAGUGGCAGGCAGCAGAGUUUAAAGACCGGACAGAGAUUUCUGCAGAGAGGAUCUUGAUCGGUGAUUGUUCCCUGACCAUAAAUGACCUUCAGAUCACAGACAGGGGAAUGUAUGACAGCUUCAUGGUGAUCAACAAAACGAAGUCGCGGAAAACCAGAGUCUUCCUCCAGAGCAUCGAACUGUCUGUUCUGGAACAUAAAAGCUGGAAGUCACAUGGCCUUGGCGAAGACAUGGUUCUGGAUCUUUACACGGGUCAUGCGUGCAAGGUCAUCUUUCAGGGCAGGAACAGCACUGAGUGGUCCGUCCUGUGGAUGAGGGAGGAUGGAAACAAUCAGCGCCUGGAGAAACACCCGGGGGAAGAGCAGAUAACCUUAAAGAAGAUAACCAGCUCAGAUGAGGGAACAUUUAAAGUUCUGGACAAUCACGGUCUGGUCGUCAGCACCAUGCAGCUCUCUGUGAACGAAAGUGCCUCGGGUCAGAAACACCAUCAGCUCCCCCAAACGCCAGCACCAGUCGGUGAGAAAACAGCAUUUAAAUUGUCAUAUGUUUUAAUGAUCCUUUUAGAGCAGAGGUCACGACCCUGUUCAUGGAAGUCACCUGCAUGUCCACCUGCUGCACCCGGUUUGGUGUUUCCUCGCUCCUAAUUGGCCGAGCACAUCUGACUUGAUUAGCAGUGGGUGGAGCCAGGAGAGAUGGACAACAUGUAGGGCAGGUGAUCUCCAGGAGCAGGGUCGGUAUCUCCACUUGUCCAUCAAUCAUUUCCUCUGUUGAUAUAUUUAGAGAGUAAAGCAGAACCACAGUGGAAUAAUUUGACAGAAUUUGAAAUGAUUCUUUCUCCAGGCGACGCCUCCAAAAACAGGUUUUCAUCUCUCCUCAUCGGAGUCCUUCUUUCUUUAAGUUUUUGAAGUCUGGAUCUCCUCUGA